Molecule: messenger RNA, 1083 nt
Organism: Vitrella brassicaformis
Lineage: Eukaryota; Vitrellaceae
Source: the annotation of a GenBank genome assembly
GCCAUCUCUAUGAAGUCACGGCAGGUCAUCAAUCCCCAGCUGUCGAAAGACCAUCUCAUGCAGCCGGUCCUCCUCAAACCGAGGCAGCAGCGCCAGCCGCCUCCCAUCAGCCUCACCGCCACCCAUACUACCCAUAUCGCCGGAGUGCGCCUGGCCAUGCCUAUUUCUAUGCCUCUUUUGCUGGUUGCUGCUGCCGCCACCAGCCACCGGGAAGGGGAGAGGGGUCAGAGAGGGCGGGGCGGGGGGAGGCCGGGGCAGCGCCGAACGCCUCAGUCCCGCAGUGAUCCUCUCCACGCGCGCAUCGUUUGUGCGGCGUGUUGGGCUUUCAGACGAUCUGCAGACAGAGAGAAGGUGCAAAUAGGCAAUCUAUCGGUGUGGUCCUUCAGACAUACAUACUUGUUGACGGUGAUUUUGGCCCUGCAUGACCUCCUGGCGCCCGAAGCUCUGCCGACGGGUUCUGGGUCGUCCGUGAGGAGCGGGGGCACUCGAGGGUCCCUCACCACCGCACGGCCAGUCGGAAAACGCUCAACAUAAUCCCUGCACACACGGACAGCCACACACAUUACGAUGAAGAGGAAGUCGUGUGUGUGUUUGUGUUACCCUCGCCCGCUGCGAUCAUUCCCCUGGCCCUCUAUCUCCUCCAACUCCUGCAAACGGCACAUCGCACACACAACACACACGACAGACACGACACACAAGGUCCAGAUGGUCGUGUGCGGCGUCGGCCUGCCUGCCUGCCUGCUGACCUUCAUGACUUGCUGCACUUGGGCGUUGAACUCCAGCAGGCUAUUGAGGUUGUAAUCCACACCCUCCUGCAGUGCGCCCAUCUCCCCAAUGGCAGCCUCAUCACCCUCAUAAUUAUUAUCAUCGUCAAGGAAGGCGCUCGUCGAGCCAUCAGCCGCCGCAUCUCUGUCCACCGGCUCAUCCACACGCACAGGCGGCCGCGGAGGCAGCCUGUGCAGCCCCAGAGCCCGCUGCAUGGCUACGAAGGUCCUGCCUACGCCUCUCGGUGCCUCUGCACUGGCGAAGGCGAGUCUGCAGGGACGCAAAUGCGGCAGAGGCGGAAUUGAGGCCGUAUCUUCG